CUUGUGGCCUGAAAAAUCCUUACCCCUGGAAUCCCAAGAGCGAGCGAACACACAGCACGUAAAAGGGGGAAAAACCAAACCCUCUCUUCCUCCUACCUCUCCCUCUCCCUCCCCACGCCGCACUCUUCGCCGGCGGCAAUUCAAGCUGAGGAGCUGGCCACCGAGAGGUCGCGUUCUUUUGGUAUUUUUCUGCGCCAGGAUUGCCUCGAUCUUGCCCGCCCGACAAGCAUAAAUUUCUUCCGUUGAUUAGCUUCUCCGCGAGGGGCGGAGUUCGCCCUCGACUUCGUGAUGGCGGAUACGAAGGCGGACGCAAAGCCGGAAAAGACAAAGUAGAUCGGCGUUCCACGGGGCCUGUAGUUUAGAUAUUUUUCGUUGAGUGGUUGUGCACCGUUGUGGUCUGUUUGGGUGAGUCGACACGUUCGUGCCACGUCACAAUUCACAAGCGCGUGAUUCGUUCCCUUUCGCGACAAGCAGGCAGGGCAAAUUGUCAGCAAGCCUCCACCAAUUCCAAUGGUGGCGUCCCUACACUACCCGUGCAUUUUGCCGCAGCAACGCAAGCUCACCACGCCAACGAAGCUGUCGCCGGCGGGCCUCUUGCUCCGCCCCCACCCACCACAGCCGCAGCAACAUCACCGUCGUCGCCCCUCCUCUAGGCCUGACCUCCGCUGCCACCGCCGUCUCCUCACGGCACGGGGUGACUACGACUACGAGAGCCCUCCAGACGAUGAUGACGACGAAGAAGAGGAUGAGAAGUUGUCCCAAGCUAUGGGCGGCUUCGACACAGCAGUGGCACUAUUCAACGGUGGGGACUUCCACGCGUGCCACGAUGUGGUGGAGGAGCUCUGGUACACCUCCGAGGAGCCCACGCGGACGCUGCUCCAUGGCCUCCUUCAGUGCGCUGUCGGCUUCUACCACCUCUUCAACCAGAACCACCGUGGCGCCAUGAUGGAGCUCGGGGAAGGCCUCUGCAAGCUCCGCAAGCUGCACCUCGACGACGACGACGAUGACGACACCACGAUCCCCUUCUAUCGCUUCCAAGAGGAGGUCGCUGCGGCGCUCAACUUCAUCUACCGCACACAGAAGGAGCUCGCAGCGUGCACCGAUGAUCUCUGCCUAACCAUGGAUGGCUCCGUGAGCUCCUACCAGCUGCUUGGCAACUUCGCCAAGGGGCAGCAGCUCUACCGCCUGCAGCUGCAACCAGACGGAGAUGUCGUUCCAAGCAUAGUCUUCUCUGCCGCAUCCGAUUCACGCGUGAAGCUCCCCACAUUGAGCGCCACAGAGCAACAUCUAUCAGCGCUUCAGUGCACACGCGAGUAUUUUUAGUUCUUUUUUUCAUGUUUGUAGAUCAAGUUUAAUUUGCUAUUCGGAUCCGUUUGAUUACAAGUUACUAGCUUUGUAUAGCACUUUGGAAAUGAGGGAUUGAACAAAAUGAGCUGCAUAGUGUACAGUUUCAAAUGGCUAGCAAAGCCAUUUGAAUUAAAUUUUCUCUCCAACGCUGUUGGAAAUAAUAUUUUAAUGCUUAUAGUGUCCCAUGCCAAAUU
Oryza brachyantha (malo sina) is the source of this 1541-nucleotide messenger RNA. RefSeq lists its product as uncharacterized. The transcript is spliced from 3 exons. NCBI's taxonomy places the organism in Eukaryota, Viridiplantae, Streptophyta, Magnoliopsida, Poales, Poaceae. Bases 511 to 1323 code for a protein of 270 amino acids. The record is from RefSeq and is a predicted model, not a curated record.